Ornithodoros turicata is the source of this 1423-nucleotide messenger RNA. RefSeq lists its product as uncharacterized. The record is from RefSeq and is a predicted model, not a curated record. Lineage: Eukaryota; Metazoa; Arthropoda; Arachnida; Ixodida; Argasidae. The transcript has 6 exons. Bases 379 to 771 code for a protein of 130 amino acids.
GAACCGGUUCUUCCCGCUUUUUUCUUUUCAGUGCGCUCGUCUGCUUUCGUUAGCGUGACUGUGUUUCACAAGCGUGUAUAUGUAUGUUUUUUUAUUUUUUGCUGCCCCCCCCCCCUCCCGCAGUUGUUCGAGACUGUGCUGGCAGAAGCAAUUGCGUGAGGAGGAGGCAGACUGUCGUCUGAUAGCGGAGUUGCUGUGCGUCUUAGCAACGAACGGGCGAAAGGCAUGCUGGGAAGAGUGCGAGGUGUGCGUAAGCUGUCAUAGGUAAACAAUGGGCGUAUGGAGAUGACAUGGUCGCCGCUGCCGAAACUUUCCAGGGGAAACUGAUCUCUGAAGGAAUUUGUGGAACCGACCGCCGCUUGAUUAUUCUGGAUUACGAUGCACCAUGCAAAAUUCCAUCCAGAACAGACCGGGAAACAGAGUGAUAACCUUGACGACGAUGCAUCAUUGCAAGCCACGGAAUGCGGUGGCCCCCAUAAGCCUGCGGAGGAGGGAAUACUGUUACACCCUGGAGCCUCUGUCAAGAGCAGUCCGCAAGAGGCCACCAUCACUCAACCACUACCUCUACCACCUACGGCCCCAGGUGCAUACUUCCACUUGCUGACAGCAGUGAAACGACUUGCACCUGAGGAAGCUCACCCGCUGGUAAAGACGAAUGUGAAGAAAUUCCUUCGUGAGAAGCUAAGUGAUCUGCGACGUCCCACAAAGUUGCCGUCCCAGAAAAACUGGAUGAGCAACAGUAUGUCAACAUCCUGCCAUCCAUCGAAGUAAGAUGGGCCAGACCUAGUACUGACUGCGAUGUUUGCCGCCAGUCAGGGGCUUAUCGAACAGCACAGAAGAUUGGUUGCAAGUUGCAAUCACUGUAAAUUCUUCAGUUUAACUUUCUGUGCAGCCUAGUCCCCCUGUUCCCCUCUUACACUGUGAUGGCUGGUUGACAGAAGCCAGUGCGUACACAGUUCUACUCUGUAUACAGCUGCCUUUUUCUAAUCUCAACAUGCUCUACAGACUGCAGCUAAGCACCGUGUGUACUGCAGCUGCUGCUUCAUUCUUGGGGAGUACAAUUUUGAGGGUGGCCACCAUGAUGGAUAAAAACAAUGUUUUAAUAACGCAUGUGAAAAACAUUCUGAAAGGUCGUCCUGAGGAUUGCCGAAGAUUGUCUUCUUUUUUAAGUCUGUUUUCACACGUGCUGACGACAAGUGACAGCAUGUCAACAUCCUGGCACACCUCGAAAUCACAUUGGUCAGACCUGAUACUGAUUGCGGUGUUCACUGUGAUUCGGGCGCUUAUCGGAGCAGGGUGACUGUAACGGGAGAUUGGGCAUGAUUGCAUCUGUAUUGUAUGACUAAAAAACGAGAAUAUCUAAGCACUGCCUUACCACAACAAUAAGUAACAAUUUACUUCAGUCGUUCUGUUGCCCAUACGG